Messenger RNA from Liolophura sinensis, 4534 nucleotides. RefSeq lists its product as uncharacterized. Gene Ontology annotation, molecular function: protein binding. The record is from RefSeq and is a predicted model, not a curated record. NCBI's taxonomy places the organism in Eukaryota, Metazoa, Mollusca, Polyplacophora, Chitonida, Chitonidae. The transcript has 12 exons. The coding region runs from base 223 to 3030 and encodes 935 amino acids.
GCGAUUAAAUUACACCACCUGAUCACUUAAAAUAAGGAUUCCUAUCAGGGACGGUCACAUACAGCGUGGGAACAGCCGAAUUCCAGUAGUUUAUGAGUGCUUGGGUUUUAAAACUACCGGCGGUCUUUCAGUCUGAGGUGAUCCAAGGAAUGAGAAGCCAAAAGUUCUUUUUGGAUUUGAUUCUGAGAUCCCAGACAAACACCCUUGAUAUCCCGCUGUAAGAUGUCUGCAUCUGUGACGGUAACAAGGGUGCCCUCUUCUGACUGCUCAGGUUUGAAGGAGUAUGGGAACUCUUCAGCACAACAAAACAGUCUAGAUGACAUCAGGGAGAGACCACAAGACCGUGGGGGUAACACGAAUACCUGUAAAUGUACCAAAGUUUCAGAGACUGGCAAAAUGAACAGCAAGUUGAAUUACGAACAGGAAUUUAAGAUAAACAAUGCUAUACAUGUAUGUGAAAAUGGAGAAUGUGACUCGGCAAACAAAAACAACAAUGCUCAAGUGGGGAGUGUAGAGAGCCAAGAUCCAACCAAAACAUGCCUAAGGCAGUCACGGGCGACAGACAGCAAAAGUCAUAACUCUGUGCUCAAGCAACAUUCUGAUGUAUGCUGUAAAAGGGUUAGCUCCCUUGAUGAGAUACCAGAUUUGACACCAGCCAACUGUGACUUCAAUCCUGAUACUUGUGUUUCGCUGCCAGCUGACUUUGUCUUGAACGGAAAUCAGUCAGUUCGAGAUGAAUGUAACUGUCAUGCAAGAAACGCUGCCAUUUCCAAGUCCUUAACGACCCUUCCAGGAGAGGAGCUCUCCUCUAAUGAAGGUGUGUUUGUGAGCGAUAGCUUAGAGGGGAAAUGUAGCCAUUCAGAGGACAGCAUUGUGCGACUAAGGAGCUCCAGUGGCCGAGAAAAUCUUGUUGGUCAUCUGUCGCAAAGCUACACACGCUAUGUUAGUGGGGCAUUUAAUUUCCUGAAGAACGAAGGGGUAACAGGAGGUAGUGAACAAGACGAAGGGUCAAGACCACAAUCGUGCGCCAAAUACCAUGAUCGGAACUCUAUCAAUGUUAUACAAGAAGCACCAGAUGAAGAAAUCACAGAAGAAUCUGUUGCAAAGCGCACAUCAGCAACUAGAGUACCAAAGGGAGUGUCAGCGGAGUCACACAGAGACUCUAGCGCAAGCGUCGUCAGCAAUUUAAGUUCGUUGUCGGAAACCAGUUAUACGUCUGAUACGCCAAACGCAGUUGAUACGCACACUGUGAUUGGCUGUUCACAAAAUGAGCCAAAGAAGGUAGAAGCAUGCAGUACUGAGGGAGGCAAGGUACCAGAGAAUGUGACAAAUGUAGACAGUUCCAUUGGCUGUUGUUUAACUUCUGACAAGGUACCAGACACAUCAUUAGAAAAUUCAGAUAGGUGUAUUUCGUCUUCCAUUUCCCAGCAUGCAACUGAUGAGAACAAGCAAUCUUCAGAGAAAACAGUAUUAGAAACUUUAUCGGGCUCAAGUGUUAAUCAUGCAGAACAAGAAACAACAACAACAACAGCAGGUGGUGACGAGGGCCAGUUUUCUGCGCACAUGCCAUGUGAAGGAAUGAAGCAGGGAGAUGCCAGCCCUGCCAUGGAGAACACUGACACCCCGGUGAUGAGAAAGCGGAGUUCCAGACGACGAGAUCAAAGUUUGAAGACAGAAGACUCGUGCGAGGGUGACAGUGACGAUUCAUCGGACGAAGAUUCAGGUGUGUAUGCCGAAAGUCACAGGAACUCUCACUGGAUUAAGGUGGAGGAUGAUGGAACCUUGACAUUACCCAGCAUGCCUUACACAAUAUCAGAGGACGUGGACCAAUUAGACAGUGACCUGGGCAUAUCCCCAGAUUUAUCCGCAGGGGUGUCAAAAGACGACGAUGUUUUCUCUGAGGCAUUUGCCGACGCCCAGAAGUCUCACAAGAGGACCGAUUCAGUGACGACGACCGCAUCGGAAACGGAAUUUCGCAACAAGUUUCGAUACCUGCGUAAACGGUCGGUUCAGCGUCAUAAUAGUCACCAACAGUUCUACAGGAUGUCCACAAAGUACUAUGCUGAUGAAAUGACGAUCACUAUGGAGAAGGAUGUCGGCCAUGAUGACUUUGGACUUCACAUCCUGGAUAGUCACCCUGCUGUCAUCUCAGCUGUUAUACCAGGAAGCACUGCGGAGAAGGCAGGUGUGAUGGCAGGACAAAUCCUGGUGUCUGUGAACACGGUGAAUGUACUGGCGGCAAACCAUGGGGAGAUAAUCCAGCUCAUACAACAGAACCCGGAGUCAUUGACGAUAGCUGUAGGACAGAGUGAUGUGAUGCACAGUCGCGACCUGCAGACUCCGGUUCUAGCUGGUUAUCUCGCCAAACUGGCCGGCUCCGGUCUGAUCAAACUCUGGCGUAAACGCUGGUUCGUCCUGCGUCAAGACAACUGCUUAUAUUACUACAAGACAGAAAAUGACAAGGACCCUCUGGGUGCCGUUCCUCUCACAGACUACAUGGUCGCCAAGGCCCUGGAGGUCACACGAGACUUUGCCUUCAAGCUGGAGAAAUAUGGCGCCAGGACUUACUACUUCGCCUCAGAUUCAGACGAAAGCCGCAAAAAGUGGGCAAAUGCCAUGACGCUUGCUGCACGUUCCACUAUGAAGACUGAGACGUGGCUAGAUGUGACCAGUCACAACGUGGGAAUCCCUGCCCUGUCCUUGCGAAACCCUGAGUGCACGGGCUACCUCAGCAAAAUGGGCGAGGCUCGAAAAGCAUGGAGGAAGCGGUAUUGUGUGCUGAAGGAUGCCUGUAUAUACUACUACAAGGGGAUAGGUUCCUACAACGCUCAGGGCGUGGCCCAUCUCCAUGGUUACCAGCUAGAGAGAGAUGUUAACUGCAGUAAGAAGCAUGCAUUCAAACUAGUACCCCCGGAGCCCAACAUGAGGACGUUCUUGUUUGCCACAGAGAAUGCCACCGACAGAGAAAGGUGGAUGGAAUCAAUGAUUAAAUCCAUUGGCCGUUGGAAGAGAAUCAGUGCUUCCAGUUGAGUUAUCUCCCCUUAAUUAUUCCAUCUCUACAGUAUCAUAUAUAAGCCAUAUAAUCCAAUGAGUUAAGAUAUGUCACUGUUAUUACUGUAGCUUAUGAUCCAGUUCCUCAGUCUUUCAAUGUUUUCAACCAUUUAGUGCUCAUUCAGCCAAUGUUAAGGGUGUUCUCUGUAUUGGUGAAAUUCUGACAGGGCCUCAUUUAUUGAAGGUAGAUGUGUUAGUCAUAACUAUUACAUUGUCAUCACAUGGCUUGUAACUGUUUAUCUUUGACGCAAAAAUUCAACUCCACUUCGAUUCAGUUUUGACCCACCACUGGAUUCUUGGCCCACCACUGGAUUUUUGGCCCACCACUGGUUGAUGUUUCAUUUUUGUGUAAAUGAGUUGAGUGAAAGGUUCUAAAUAUUUAUCUGCAAUUGUAUUUUAAAGCUCAGUAUUUGUUUUACCUUCAAAGUUAUUAGAUAUGUAUUUCAGCAUCCUUCUUGACUGGCAUACUUGUCUUCAUUCGUGUCAUUGGCUGAUUCAUGUGUGUCCUAAUUCCAUUGGUUGAAACAGUGACCUAUUGUGGAUGCUCAUUGGUUGAUCAGUAUUGGGUAAUAGAUAGAUCAACCAUACCUAUUGGUUGAUUCCCAUCUGUCAUGAAUAGCUAAUUUGUGCUCAAAUAUUUUAUUGGACUUAAUUGGUUGAUGGAUUAUGUACUUGCACUUCUCACUAAUCUUUACAGGCAAUCUUUUCAGUAUGCCUGAAAUAUAUAAAAUACAUAUCAGUGACAUCUUUUUUUUUCCUAUCUGGUUACACAUUCUAUCCAAUUGUUUUAAUGCAAACUAUUGGCUAAAUUGACCAUAUAUUUGUAGCGUUUUUUUUGUGGUAUUUGUCCAGUAACCAAAAAGAUUUUGAACCAGAUUUGAACACACCAAAAUGAACUGAAAUUUAAUUUGGUUGAUAAAGGAUGCAGCUUUACAUAUGCAUGUUUCUAUGCUUUUACCUAUAGAGAAAUGACGUUUUUUUUUUUUUUUCUAAUUUGAAAUCCAACUGAAGAUUAGUGCAUAUUUUGACAACUCAAUGUUAAUGGUUGGCUGAAGUGGCUAUUGCUGUAGUAACAUUAUUUUUCAUCUGUCAUUUGACUUAAAAAAAACAAAAAAAACAAAGAAAAUAUACAUAUGUUUCAAGGUUGUAUUUUCAAAUUUUAUUAUGUGUUAUUUUCAUAGAACAAUGAUCUGUUGUGUACAUUUAGAAGUGUUUAUCUUAGUUUUAUGUAUGGAUGUAGAUUUGACGUCUUUUAGAUUGUUCUAUGUACUAUAUAUAUGUAUGAGCAUGUAUUGUAUUUUUUUGACAUAGUGUUUACGAACAACCUCAUUAACUCAGACUAUGCAUGUCUAAACAUUUCAAGUUAUCCAUGCUUUUCAGCUUUGAAACGUGAUGUUGUCUUGAUUUUAUUCCAACAUCAAUUUUUUUCUUCUUUACAUUUUGCCAAAAUAUGUAAUAUUUUCUGACAUAUUUGACAUUAUCA